Solenopsis invicta (red fire ant) is the source of this 3575-nucleotide messenger RNA. Its product is annotated as serine/threonine-protein kinase 32A. The record is from RefSeq and is a predicted model, not a curated record. Gene Ontology annotation, molecular function: G protein-coupled receptor binding; G protein-coupled receptor kinase activity; ATP binding. Gene Ontology annotation, biological process: protein phosphorylation; G protein-coupled receptor signaling pathway; regulation of signal transduction. Lineage: Eukaryota; Metazoa; Arthropoda; Insecta; Hymenoptera; Formicidae. The transcript has 10 exons. The coding region runs from base 897 to 2282 and encodes 461 amino acids.
GGCGACCGUUGCGCGAUCCCCAGCACCGUUUCGAAACACGCCGGCUGUCGAGGAACGCUCAUCAGCGGCGCACUCGUGCGCCGACCGCGACCGCGAACGCGGCACCGGAUCCUCUCCUCGCUCCGGAACGCUCCGGAAAGCGCGCGCGGUGGACCGCGUGAUCGAAGGGUUUCCCUCUAUUCCCUUCGGUGUGCCCCGAGUGUGACCUAACCAGAAGGUGCCGGCUGAGAAUCGGCUUCGCGACUGAAGCAAUCACGCGCGGCGGGACUCGGUCGAGCUAGAUACCCGACGCGGGAAAUGUUUUCAGUGUUGUAAUCGUGCUGACCGAAGCUGAAAGUCGCUCGAUGCUGGAGAAGACAUAUUGGGACCAGUCGUCAUCAUCGUCGUCUUCGCCGUCGCUCACAUCACAAGUAAGGCUAGAUGCGCCGCGAGCAGGGUGCCUCGCAUUGUCGUCGAGGGGAUUAUCGAUGGCGUCUGCAAUUAUCCUGCGCGUUAGUGCGAUCCGUUAAUUAGGCCGCUCGAAUCAGCAGCGGCGGACCGUUGCUAAUUAACGCCGGCGUCGCUCCUGCGCCUCUCAGUCGGCUCUUCCGCCAACCUCCGGCCGAGGGACAUCGUCUCGAUCAGCGACCGACGGAUUUAACGAGCCAUUUGGCCAUUUGGCGCACGUGACGGUCGUCUUUUUUUCUUACUGUCCGUCUUUUCGUCCGUGGAAGAUGGUGUGCGUCGUCCGAUGAAGGUGGGGCCGCGCGACGAGGCGUCGCGGCGCCGGAACAAUGCGGAAAUAUGAGACUUCUCGCGUUGUCCGGAUCUCAGCGUCGUCUUCGUCGGCAGUGCGCUCGCACCGAUGCGACUUACAACGGUCGCCGACGCGUACGUCCGACGUCCAUUGAGGAAAAAUGGGUGCCAAUCAAUCGAAUCGGAGCGUGCCCACCCCCGGAGAAGAAGUGAAUUUCGAUCAUUUUCAAAUCCUACGCGCCAUUGGGAAAGGCAGCUUCGGCAAGGUCUGCAUCGUGCAAAAACGUGACAGUACUGGCAAUAUGUACGCCAUGAAGUACGUACACAAAAACGAAUGCGCGGAACGGGGCGCCCUGAAGAAUGUGGCGAGGGAAGUGGAGAUCUUGUCAAAGUUGGAGCAUCCCUGCUUGGUGAAUUUAUGGUUCAGCUUUCAAGACGAGGAGGACCUGUUCAUGGUGUCGGAUUUGCUUUUGGGCGGCGAUUUGAGAUACCACAUCCAGCAGGAGGUUGUGUUCCGCGAGGAGAGCAUCGUGCUGUUCGUGGCCGAGAUCGCCCUGGCGCUUGAUUACCUGCAGACCCACAGGAUCAUCCAUCGGGACAUCAAGCCGGACAAUAUAUUGCUGGACGAGGAGGGCCACGCCCAUGUGACAGACUUCAACAUUGCGACUGUACUCAACAACGGACAGGUGGCGACUUCAAUGUCUGGGACAAAACCGUACAUAGCCCCGGAGAUUUACAUGUGCUCGUGCGAGGAAUACGGUGUCCUCGGUUACGGAUUUGCCGUGGAUUGGUGGAGCUUGGGAAUCCUCGCAUGGGAGACCUUAGCCAUGGAGAGACCCUACCCACUUCACUCUUCGACGUCUAACAGGGAGGCUCUGAGAAUCUUAAAGGAGGAAAGAUCGCCACCUUCUCAUUGGAGCCCGUCAAUACGCGAUCUUCUGGAUCGUCUGUUAACUCUCGCGCCGAGCGCUCGAGUGUCGAGCUUGAAAGAACUGAAGCAGGCAAUCGCGAUGAGGGAUCUAGACUUCGACAAAGUGCUCAAUAAGCAGAUAAAGCCGCGCUUCAUCCCGCCGAAAGAUCACCUGAAUUGCGAUCCCACCUUCGAGCUCGAGGAAAUGAUAAUCGAGACGAAACCCCUGCACAAGAAAAAGAAACGUCUGGCUAAACAGAGGUCGCUGAGGGUCGAUUCGGCGGAGGAUGCCGGGUUAGUCGAGGGGGCUGGAUCGAGUGUAGACACGCGGAGAUUAGCUUACAUCCCGGAAUACCGGGUGUACAAUCGCGAGCGCGAGAUCGAGAGGCAAGAGAGGGAGAAGAAGGAGAAACAGUGGGAAGAGGAACUGAACACUGCCAUGAAGGGUGCCGAAGAGAGGCUCAAAACAAAGCAGCAACAUCUGCCGGCCCAGCGAACCGGAAACCGACUGAGCGUCUCGACGACGAACGUCAAAGCGCGCAUAAACUCGUCGCCGAGGCAAGGUCGCCGAGCGAGCGCCACGACGUCCUCGGACAUCGACUUCAUCGACGCGAGUCCGGAGCCUAGCACGUCUUAGAUAACAUUGGACGCUAUAUUCGACGUAGCCUAUCUUGCGACCAGUAGACUCCUUCGAUCGAACGCCCACCGACGGACUUCUUGCACUUAUCAUAAGGAAAAUUAAAGAAUUAUCAUAAAGUAUCUCUCCAACAUUCAAUUAUUUCCCACGUUAAAGUCUAAGAUGAGGAAACGAAAAAUUCCACUGUAGAUAAAGUUUUUAUACUCUUCAUGAAAAGAUAUACGACGACAUAUACGUGAUACUUCGCUCUUAUUUUUCUAUCUAUCGCGAUUCAAUGUGAGACGAUUUAUCUUUAACGUCCUUCCCCUACAUUCCCUUGCAUUGGAUCUUCCUUCGCGGCCGCGACGUUUACUUUCGAUUACGCUUCGGAAAGCGCGAGUUUCAAGGCCUCCGUAUUCUUUCUGGUGCUACGAGACGUACGUAUGCUAAUCCACGAUUUGGUUUUUUUGGAGGGAAAUUUUAUAAACAGCCCACCGAUUACCGAUAUCAAUUUGCUAUUUUUAUCCGCGAUGCUCUGAAAAUGUGGUUAACGGUCGGAGAUAACCGUACGUCGCUAUAAGCUCUUCUAUCAGACUUCAGCAGUGCGCACUUAAUCACUGUACCAGGAAACGUGCAUUUAUACCACCCCCCGGAUUAUCCCGCGAACUCUGAUUAACAGCGGCGCAAGCUUAUUCCCGCAGAGUAAUGAACAGUUGGGUGAUCUUCUUUAUUCGAGUAGCAAAUUUUUUGUUGCUUCAAAGAUCUAAUUUUAUGAUCCUCAAAAUUAGGUCGUACACGUUUUCGAUAAUUAUAAUAUAAAUUAAUCCUUUCAGUACGAAUCGCACAUUGUUUUUAAAACGCUCUUUGAAGAAAAUUUCUUCUAUCUUGCUUUCACCGAAAAUCACUGCGCAACGCGUGUUUACUAUCUAAGAUUAUAAUACAUGAAAUACUUUGCAGCGUUAUCUAGAAUCACAACGAUUAAUACGUUUGAAGCAGCGUGAAAAAUUAAAUAAGAGGAUAAUAGAUGAAAAAGAUUUGAAAAAUCUUGAUGGUCCAAAGGUGCUAAGUGAGUCGAGACAAAUGCAUGAGAAAUAAAUUUCAACACUUAUCUAUAUCUAAUACAGUACUGAAGGGAUUAUGGCGUGCAUUAAUAAAAUUUACUUUGUUGACGGGAUUGGGAACAAAAUGACCUACAUAUAACAUAAUAUAAAUAAAUAUACAUAUAAAUAUAUAUAAAUGUUUUGUUCUAUAAAAUAUAUGUUGUUUAGAAACGAGCUAUGUACGAAUUGAGAAUAAAAAUAUCUUUGACAUGUU